UAAUUAUUUUUGUAUAUAAUUAUACAUAUUUUGUAUAUAAUUAUACACAUUUAUAUAUGUAUAUUUUUAUUUUUACCGAGUGGUUACUAUCCAAUGAUAAAUGAUGCGAUAUGCAAGUGCACGGCACUUCACGGAACUGUACGGAAAGACACGGGCGAUGUAUACGUUAUAGUCGUAAAGAAUGUCUAUUGCAGUAUUCACAUUCAGUCUCUCGCGAGUAAUCGCACGGUAUACUGAUAUCUGUGUCUAAGAUAUUUCUAGCACAAAUUUUUACGUUUAGUGUCGGCAUUCCUUCAAUGUAAAAAUAAAAGUAUUGUGUACUAUUUUAUUUAUCCGAGAAGACUCAAUAAAUUCAACGAUUUAUAUUACACAACUUCAGCAGCUAAUAUGGAUACUGUUCAUGAUCCAUAUUUGAGACACUUGUUCGAUGGUGAUCCAAUAUUUAAUGUUUACCAUCACGAGGCCAUAAACUUAUCGGUCGGAGCACCUGGUCCUGACCUUUUAAAACAUUGUAUAAAAAUGCUGAAUAGAUCUACGCGACAUAGAUUGGAAGAAGAGGAAAAUGAAGGGAAAUAUUAUCUCUUUCAAUAUGGUAUCACGGCGGGUUUUUGGGAAUGUCGCGAUGAGUUAGCAAAGUUUUUAAGCAGACGAUAUGACAAUCCCGUAAAAAGAGAGCAACUGAUAUUAACAUGUGGAGCAUCACAUGGUCUUCAAUUAUUACUGAAUACCAUACUAUCACCGAAUGGCAUUAUCUUUGUAGAAGAAGUUACUUAUAUGAUUGCUCUCGAUGCUUUUAAACAGUUUCCAUUAAUUCAAAUAGUUACAGUGCCAAUGAAAAAUGACACAGUAGAUUUAGAUGCAUUCGAAAAGAUAAUAACUGAAGAAAAGGCAAAAAGCAACUUUUUUCUAAACGAUCAAAAAAUAUUCUGGGCGAUGUUCUAUACAAUACCAAUUUUUCAUAAUCCAACUGGAACGACGUUGUCACAUGAUCAGUGCAAACGUUUAGUGGAAAUUGCACGAAACAAUUCCAUAGUAGUAGUUUGCGAUGAUGUAUACAAUUUGCUUUAUUAUGGACAAGGAUCUCCGCCACAACGUUUAUUUUCUUAUGAUAAUCCAAAAGAUUCAAAUUAUAAAAGAGGGAACAUUGUAUCCAACUGUUCAUUCUCUAAAAUAUUUUCGCCCGCGAUCCGUUUUGGAUGGAUCGAAUGCAGUCCGCGUAUUGUAAACAUUAUAAAGACAUCAGGCAUAUUGUGCAGCGGUGGAGCAGUUAAUCAUUAUGUUUCCGGAGUAAUUACGAGUAUGCUUCAUGAAAAUCUCGAGGACAAGUACCUUGAUAAGAUUAUAAAAAUCUACAAGGAACGAUUAGAUAUGCUUUGUACAACAUUGAAUCAUUUUCUGCCAAACUGUUGUUCAUAUCAGCGACCAGCAGGUGGUUAUUUUGUUUGGAUCCAUCUUCCUUCGGAUAUGGAUGCUACCGAAUUCAUCAAAUGGUGUCAAAAGGAAUAUAAAGUAUCAGCGAUACCAGGUGUUCGAUUUUCAUAUAAAGGUGAAGCAAAAAAUUUUUUACGUUUAAGUAUAGGAUUUCACACAAAAGAAGUUUUAGAGACUGCGACACAAACUUUAUGCAAGGCACUUUUAAUAUACAUUAAACAUAAGAUUAAUUAUAAAAGUAAUCAAGUAUUACAAGUAAAAAUGACUUAAAGGCAUUAAUAAAUUUUUUAAAAAUUAUCAGAAUUUGAAAAACAAGAUAAAAUGUAUAAAGAAUAUGUAUAUGUUAAGUAUACACAAAUCCAGAUUAUUGUCUAUUUCAGACAAGUAAGACUUAUAAAAAGUAUUGUAUACCUUUAGUAUAAGUUAAAUUAAAUUUAACACACACACACACACACACACACACACACACACGCGUGCGCGCGCAAAUAUAUGUUCUUUGAUAUAUUAUGAAAGUAAAGAUAUAUAUAUACAUAUUUCUU
This is a messenger RNA of Monomorium pharaonis (pharaoh ant), 1970 nucleotides long. RefSeq names its product 2-aminoadipate transaminase. The transcript has 8 exons. The record is from RefSeq and is a predicted model, not a curated record. Bases 388 to 1701 code for a protein of 437 amino acids. Gene Ontology annotation, biological process: biosynthetic process. Gene Ontology annotation, molecular function: pyridoxal phosphate binding; L-2-aminoadipate:2-oxoglutarate transaminase activity. NCBI's taxonomy places the organism in Eukaryota, Metazoa, Arthropoda, Insecta, Hymenoptera, Formicidae.